Molecule: messenger RNA, 1734 nt
Organism: Seminavis robusta
Lineage: Eukaryota; Bacillariophyta; Bacillariophyceae; Naviculales; Naviculaceae
Source: the annotation of a GenBank genome assembly
CUUCCAAUGUCCAAAGAGACAACGCGAAUAGUGGAGAAUUGACACCAUGACACAACGCAUCGAGCCAUGGAUGACGACAAGCAGCUGCUGUAGAAGCAUCGCCAACCACCCAAACAAACACAUACAACCUGCCAUUCCACAUCUUUAUCUCCUACCUAAUAGCAGUAGCUAUCUUAUCGAGGUAACAGCUAGCCAUAAGGAUAUCUUUUAUUGACCAGAGCGGAAGAGGUAUAUCCCCAUUGCACCUUCCGCGAACUUCCACAAUCCGCAGCUUUCUACCGAUCUGUUCCUCCUCUACCAGUAUCAGUACUGUAGUUAGUCCAGUACCAGUACUGUAGUUAGAAUGGGUUGUGCAUCCUCCUCCGAAGCCAAGGCCGUGGCGAAUGAUGAUCAAAAGGAGAAUAAAAAGCCGACCAUAUCUUCGAAUCAAAAUAAUAGCAACGAAAAACCAGCUACCACAACUACAGAUAGUAGUACCACCAAACCACCCAAUAAUGGAGACGGCAACGGGACCACUUCUCAAGAUACGACAGCGCCAAAGGGCUGUAAUACAAAUAGCGAGAGCAGCCAAGAAAUCGUCUGUGGAUCUCUGGGACCUGUUCGGUAUGCCUGUUGGAGCAAACGCGGCAAGGAUCCCGACGAUGCCAGCAAACCCAAUCAAGAUUCCUUUGCGGUCACCGAAAAAUUCGCCAAUGAUGCCACGGAUUUCUUUUGGGGUGUCUACGACGGUCAUGGCAAGACAGGUGCCGACUGCUCGGCAUUUGUACGCGACAAUUUGCCUCCUCUACUCGUCAGUGCCUUGGGAGAACACUUUGAUUUGAUGCUCAGUACCGAACAAAUUCACGCCUCGUUACAAAAGGCACAUGUACAAUGCAAUCAACAACUGCACGAUAACCCAAGCAUUGACGACUCGUAUUCGGGCACGACGUCCAUUAGUGUCUUUUUGCAAGGCUCGCUCCAACGAAUCACCAUUGCCAACGUCGGAGACAGUCGCGCCAUUUUGGGAACCACACUACCCGAUGGCAAACUCAUGGCGCUUCCCCUGUCCAAAGAUCAAACUCCCCGUCGACCGGAAGAAGCCCAACGAGUGAAACAGCAUGGGGCGCGCAUCUUGUCGUUUGGAGAAAUCAAUGGCGACGGCGACAAUAAUUGCGACGACGAGGACGAAGAUCCACCCCGUGUGUGGGCGCAAAAUGGCAAAUAUCCCGGAACGGCAUUCACUCGAUCGUUGGGAGACGCCAUUGCCGAACGGUUGGGAGUCGAUGCCAAUCCGGAAUGCAUGUCGUUGAAACUGUCGGACAAUGAAAAAUUCAUUUGCUUGGCCACGGAUGGGAUCUUUGAUGUCAUGUCCAAUCAAGAAGUGGUGGAUUAUUGUAUGAAGCACCGAACGGAUCCCUUGGAGGCUUGUAAAGCGAUUGUCAAUAAAAGUCACGAAGAAUGGUUGCACAAUGAAGAAUGCGAACACGAUGAAGAUCCACGAGCGAGUUAUGAUGACAUGACGUUGAUUUGUAUCUUUCUCAACAAUGUGUGGCAAGUUGGUGACAAGGACAAAGCAGCAGAUGCACCACAAACGGAGGAAGUAGCACCCCACGAACGAAGAAGGCGUGUACGGCAAAAGACGCUGCGGAAUCUGGAAGAAAUGGAGUAGUAGGAAUUUUUGUCUUCCAUCAUGAUGUGUACUGUAGCAAUAAGCAAAUGCUAACUACCGUUCGAAUGGCCAAGUUAUUAGGUGCU